Molecule: messenger RNA, 2028 nt
Organism: Grus americana (Whooping crane)
Lineage: Eukaryota; Metazoa; Chordata; Aves; Gruiformes; Gruidae
Gene: PLEKHD1
Product: pleckstrin homology and coiled-coil domain containing D1
Exons: 13
Coding region: 1-1512 (503 amino acids)
Source: RefSeq, a predicted model, not a curated record
AUGUUUGCUUCAAAAUCCAGCUCCGUAUCCCCUUCUCCAUCCAUGGAGCAGGCAGAUUCAGAUGCUCUGGACAUCAGCACUAAAGUGCAGCUGUACGGCGUGCUCUGGAAGAGACCCUUCGGGAGGCAGUCGGCCAAAUGGUCCAGGAGGUUCUUCAUCAUUAAGGAAAGCUUCCUGCUCUACUAUGCUGAGAGUGAGAAGAAGAGUUUUGAAAGCAAUAAAUACUUCAAUAUCCACCCCAAGGGUGUCAUACCCCUGGGAGGCUGCAUUGUGGAGCCCAAAGAAGAGCCCAACAUGCCUUAUGCCAUAAAGAUCUCUCAUGAAGACUUCCAUGGUAACAUUGUUCUAGCAGCUGAAUCAGAGUUUGAGCAGGCUCAGUGGCUGGAGAUGCUACAGGAAUCUGGAAAAGUGACCUGGAAGAAUGCCCAGCUGGGAGAAGCCAUGAUUGAGAGCCUGGAAGCCCAAGGACUGCAGCUGGCAAAGGAAAAACAGGAGUAUUUAGAUAAGCUAAUGGAAGAAACAGAAGAGCUGUGUCUGCAGAGGGAGCAAAAAGAGGAACUUGAGCGUCUGAACCAGGUCCUGGAAGCAGAGAAGCACCGGUUUGAAGAGGUGGUACGGGAGCUGCGGCUGGAGCAGGAACAGAUCAGACGGGAGCUAGAGCUCACAGCCCGCUCCCUUAAAGGAGUGGAGGAAGAAAAGAAAGAGUUGCGAAGCCUGACACAGUCCUUACAGAAAAACCUAGAGGAGCUCUCCCUGGAAAAGCAGCAAAUGCUGGAGAUGCUGGAAGAAAAUGAGAGCCAGCUCCCACCUCCAACCAGCCCCAGCAAGGAGCAAAGCUCCGUCUGGGGACUGCGUUGCAGCCUGCGACAGAUUGAAGAGAAGAUGCAGCAACUUCUGGAGGAGAAACUCCUGGCAGAGAAGAGGCUGAAGGAGAAUGAAGAGCGGUCCCGAGCGCUGGAGGAGGAGCGGGAGUUUUACUCUUCCCAGUCGCAAGCGCUGCAGAACUCCCUCUCGGAGCUGACUGCGGAGAAGCAGCAGACAGAGAGAGACCUCAAGGCUGAGGUGAAGGUGCGCAUGGAUCUGGAGAAGAGACUGAGAGAAGCUGAGGAAGCGUUGCAGAGCUUGGAGCAAGGCUUAAAUUCUCUGGAUCGCAACAAGGAGAAGGAGGAGAAGAUGAAAGCAGAUGUCAGUAACUUGAGAAAGUUCUUUGAAGAGUGCAUCCGCAAUGCCGAGCUGGAGGCCAAGAUGCCCAUGAUCAUGAAGAACUCUGUGUACAUACACAAGGCUGCCACUCGCCGCAUAAAGAGCUGCCGCUUCCAUCGCCGGAGAGCCAGUGUUUUGUGGAAUGACUUGAAGCAGUCCCAGUCCUUCAUCUUCUCGCACGCAGAAGCUGAAAACAUCGAGGAGCUGAAAGAAGCAGCCAAAAGACUGAGCCGGGACCAGCACUUCAAGGAAACUCUCUAUCAAAUCAUGAGGUCGCAAAAGGAUUCUGCUUCGGGGGACGAAAAGUGACUCUUGUUGGGAGGGGGCUUCUGAUCUCACCUUGCCAUUCAGCUCUGCAAAAGUUACGCCAUCGGGCGCUAGGGUCAGAACGGAGAUUUGCCGUUUGGUGGGAAAAGUGGGGGAAAGUUGUGUGCAGGCAAUUCCCUCAGUUAGUGGCUUUGCUUUAGUUUGAAUGCUCCCUGUAGCCUAGCAGACCUUCUCUGCUGAUCACUCCAGAUCUGUUUGCUUCAGCUGCUUACGUUAAGCCACGUUUUGCCAAGAUACCACGGUCGGUGUUAAAAUGAACCACAGACCGUAGCUUAGGAAGUGCCUCUUCUUUCCUUUCCUGUCUAGUCUGUCUGCCAAACACAAGUGCUUCUGAGAAAGCCCUUUGUCAGCUUACACUCCAGCUAGUGCAGUCUCCCCAGCUGGACACAGCUUACCCUGUUCUGCCUGAUCCCUUCUAGGAAAUGGCUCGCUGCACACCCCGUCAGUCAGCACUCCGGUGGGGCUUGUUUCCUGGCACAUUUCCUGAAGACUGCAGCA